AUGAAUAGGGAUAUAGAGGAGAAUGGGACACAUGAUGCCAGUGGCUCUAGAUUGGACCGAGACCGAGUAAUAAACCAGUUGCAGGGCGCUGCGGGAACUGCCAACGGGGCCACGACUGAGCAGAGAGCUCAUACCUUGGCGGAAAAGAUGACAGUGAAAUCUUCGCGUUCUCUUUUGCAGAAAGUCGAGAUUCAAGAAUUGCCAGAGAAUGAGAGAACUUGUGUUAUUUGCUACAAUGACUACGGCGCAAAAACUCCCGAGGGAAUUAACGAGGAACCUCUGCGGCUGCCAAAAUGCAAACACGUCUUUGGGAACCACUGCCUCGCAAGGUGGUUUGAGGAUUCCGAUAGCUGUCCAUACUGUCGUGACAAGCUAGAGCUGCCGCCCAAGCAUUCGGAGCGCGUCGUCAAUCAGUUUUUUACGGCUAUGAUGACUGCUCGUCAUCAGCUUCCUCCUGGAGCAACGGAAGAGAUGUAUCUGAGGCUCAUGUCCAACCUUGUAUCUGCUGAGGGGCUUGGUGGAAGUCAAGAGCUUGCUAUGGAAAGGCGUCCGUUUCAUGCCACUGGGGACUCAGAUUCAUCUUCUUAUGACGUGGCUGCCUCGAGCGCCCCAACUACGAGGCGCACAUCCUCCUAUGAGCCAGGAGAGGGAAGUUCCUCGGCAUCGGAGGUAUCGACCAUCACGUGGCCCAACAACCAGAUGACUCGGCCUCAUCAAGUUCGACGAUGCCCACUGACAAUGGUGAAAGCACGGCAGAUACCCAAACUCAGCCAACAAAUAUUUCGGUGGCGCCCGCAGUACAGAACAGGAUCCGACCAUGGUGAGGAGAUGGAUGAGGAGUCGGCACGAUUGAGAGCGCAAUUGUGGAAGCGGCUGGUUGGCUCCUAA
Molecule: messenger RNA, 888 nt
Organism: Trichoderma breve
Lineage: Eukaryota; Fungi; Ascomycota; Sordariomycetes; Hypocreales; Hypocreaceae
Product: ring finger domain-containing protein
Exons: 5
Coding region: 1-888 (295 amino acids)
Source: RefSeq, a predicted model, not a curated record